AUGACGUCGCUCCACCAAGCUUGCUCAUAUGUUGCCUCAGGUGAUCGAGGUCUAAAUAUUCAAAGUGUAGAUCUUCAGUGCCUUAAGAACAUUGUUGCACAUCGGAAAAGGUUUUCUGAGCUGUGUGAUAAAAUUGACAGAAAGAAGUUUUUAGACGUUCUUGGUCGAAGAUCUAAUCUUGAUUCCAUCAAAAAGGAAGUGAAAUUGACACUGCAACAACUCAUUAGCAAAGUCAAAAACCUAAACUUAGUGCCUUUUGUUGGUUCUUCUCAGCAAUCUUCAUCAACUACAACUCCAAAUCCAAGAAUGUCUAUACAUACAAAGUAUCUUCUUCCAUUUCACACUAUAUACAUCAAUAAUAAAUUGCCAUUAGGAGUUGAGCUUAUUAAGUGCAUAUUCAUCUGGGAGCCUGUACAUGAUAUCCUUUAUCUUGCCAGUCAAAAUCAUAUGUGCUUUCAACGCACUGAUGACCUUCUUGGUGCUCCUACUAAGCAUUUGUUUCAUCUUCGUACGGAAUGCAUUGGUCAUAAAGAAUUUGAGCAAGGUUAUCAUGUGUUGAUGUCUCUUAAACUCAGCUAA
Messenger RNA from Lactuca saligna, 579 nucleotides. NCBI's taxonomy places the organism in Eukaryota, Viridiplantae, Streptophyta, Magnoliopsida, Asterales, Asteraceae. The record is from the annotation of a GenBank genome assembly.